Scheffersomyces stipitis CBS 6054 is the source of this 2136-nucleotide messenger RNA. RefSeq names its product dolichyl-P-Man:Man(7)GlcNAc(2)-PP-dolichol alpha-1,6-mannosyltransferase (gene ECM39). Gene Ontology annotation, molecular function: alpha-1,6-mannosyltransferase activity. Gene Ontology annotation, cellular component: endoplasmic reticulum membrane. Bases 1 to 2136 code for a protein of 711 amino acids. The record is from RefSeq and is a predicted model, not a curated record. The transcript has a single exon. Lineage: Eukaryota; Fungi; Ascomycota; Pichiomycetes; Serinales; Debaryomycetaceae. Gene Ontology annotation, biological process: protein N-linked glycosylation.
AUGUCGCACGAUAACAGAUUGUGCUGCCGGUACAUUAGUGUGGAAGCUGAUAGAAGCGCGACAUCUGGCAACUAUCUGCCCGCAAGAGCAAUUAGGUGGGGAAAUUUUCAGUCGAUUUCAGUUCUAAAUUUUCACUAUUUUCAUAUUCAAUUCCUCUUCGACAACUUCUUCUUUGGAAAUCUUCUCCAUACCGCUAGAAUGUACAAAUUCUACUGGCUCCUUGAUGCAGCCGUCGUUGCUGCAAUCGGGUUCUACUUGGUUCUUGCCCCAUACACUAAGGUGGAAGAAUCGUUCAACUUACAGGCUGUCCACGACAUUCUUAACUAUGGGCCCCUCCCAUCCCAAACUAUCACAGACAACUACGACCAUAUCAAGUUCCCCGGUGUUGUUCCAAGAACGUUUGUAGGCAGCUUGAUUCUCGCUGCAAUUGUCAACUCCGUCAACUCGUUCUCCAGAAGUAUUUUAGCCGUAGACUUAUUGGCACCAGAGAAAUCACAAUCUAACUUGCAAUUGCUAGUGAGGGCCAUACUAGGUUUGGCUAAUGCCUUCGGUUUCUACAAAAUUAGAGAGAGCAUCAACAGAGUCACUAUUACAGACAAGAAGAGUAAAACAAAAGGUGUUAUUGGAUUCUGGUUCACAGUUUUGCUUUUGACCCAGUUCCAUAUUCUCUUCUACUCCACUCGUACAUUGCCUAACUUCAUAGCCUUGCCCUUUGUAUCCAUCGGAUUGAGUAGACUUAUCGAAGGUGAUAUUGUUGGAUAUGCAUGGUUAGCUUUCACGGGAAUUGUUUUCCGUUUGGAGGUGGGUCUUUUUGCUGUAAUCAUUGCCAUCGUUUCCUCUUUGGGUUUUGGCCAGUCCUCUAUCUUUGUUAAUGGUUUGCUGUUGUUUACCGGUACCAGCUUAGGAGGCUUGAUUUCUCUCGGAGUAGAUUCGCAUUUCUGGGGUCGUCUUGUAGUGCCUGAGAUCGAGUCUUUUGUAUUUAAUGUCGUAGAAGGAAAGGCUUCUGAGUGGGGUGUUGAGCCUUGGUCAGCCUACUUCGGUAAAUACCUCUUUCAGUUGUUCAGACCUCCUGUGAUACUUUUGUUGGUAUUGCCAGGAUUGUCCAGCGACCCAGCAGAUGACGGUGUCACUUUUGUAGACCAAGCUCAGAAGAAAAAGGUUGCCCACCCAGCGAGACACUCAUUGAGAAUUCUCUUUGUGUCUUCUGUCUUGUACAUCGCUGCUAUGUCAUUUCAACCUCAUAAAGAGUGGCGUUUCAUCAUCUAUACUAUCCCAAUAUUGACUUUGCAAGCUGCCAAUGGUCUCACCGGUAUCUCCAGAAAGUGGAGUUUGGGUCUUACCUCCAAGCUCUUGCUUUUGAUCAUCAUAGCCUUGUCUUUCCUUGCAUCCUUGUUAUCUCUCUUAUCUGGCUAUGUGUCACACUUCAACUACCCAGGCGGUGAAGCUUUGGCCUUUGUCAACGAAUACGUCCAGCCCUUGUCUUCAGAAGAGGUCUUUGUACAUUUGGAUGUGCCAGCCUGUAUGACCGGGGUGAGCAGGUUUGGUCAAAUACAUUCAGACUUAAUCACUUAUGACAAGACCGAGGAUGCAACAGAGUUGUCUGAGAUCUGGUCCCAAAUUGACAUUCUUGUCACGGGAGUCAGUCCGGCUGAAAUCGACAAGAAUUUUUGGGAACUCUUGCAUUCCACGAAAGCAUUCUAUAGCAUGUCAGUGCAGCCAAUCAUUCAAUUGCUUCAGAGACAGCAAACUGACAAGACUGCCGUCAGGAGCUUUGCAGUCACGGUUGGGAAGGAAGCCAUCCGUGGGGACUUCUCCACCAUCCACACGUUCGUGAGAUCAUUGUUGUUGACCACUGACUACAUUUUUGUCUACAAAAGAGUUCAACCAGAUCCAAAAUCCAGCAACAUUGAAGAAGUACCCAGCGCAAUUGAAGAUAUUGCCAAUGGUACGGGUACCAUUGCAGGAGUUUCUAGUGAAGCAAAUGAAGAACUUGCUAGUGAGCUGAUAGAAGUUAGCGAAGUCGAAGAACUAGAAGUUGUUGAGGAAAUAUUGGAACCUUCUUUAGAAAUCGUAGACCCAGAAAACACCAUUGAAACUGAGCAAGACUCAACGAUUGAAGAAGUAUCAGGUGCAUAG